This is a messenger RNA of Hevea brasiliensis (rubber tree), 723 nucleotides long. RefSeq lists its product as uncharacterized. The coding region runs from base 280 to 486 and encodes 68 amino acids. NCBI's taxonomy places the organism in Eukaryota, Viridiplantae, Streptophyta, Magnoliopsida, Malpighiales, Euphorbiaceae. The record is from RefSeq and is a predicted model, not a curated record. The transcript has a single exon.
UCUGGUUUAUGUGACCCAACGACCCAUUUCACAAUCCAAUUAAUUUACGCACCCCAACUGUAUUAUUGUACCCUUGCAAUGAUCAUGAUUUCUGGAGCAGGUUAAUGCAUCAUGAAAACUAUACUUGCAACUCCUUCUUCCAUGUGUCCAUCAUCCAAGGGCUUGCAUCAUUGCCGCCGACUCCAUUAAUAGCUCGACCCUUAAUUAAGACAUUCCUAUGUAUUUGUUUGGCUUCCCAUACCACUCAAACCUGAAAUAUUUAAUAACUUUCUUAUCCUCAUGGUUUGUUUCUGUUUCUUGGUGGACCAAAGAAGGAAGAUUAGGAGAAGCAAGCCGGUGGCCGGAUCAUGUUCGCGCUGCGGCCGCGGAGCUAGCGUGGCUGACAUGAGAACUGCAACAAGGUUUUGUUAUAUUCCAGUUUAUUGGAAAUCUUGGAAAGCUAUUAUUUGUACAUUUUGUGGAGCUAUUCUUAAAUCUUACAGAUAGAUGCUUUUGAGCUAUAUAUCAGAUUUAGUUCAUGACUGCAAUAGACACUCUUUUCUAUCCUUUUCCGUCUUUUGUUUACUGCUUUAUAAUUCAGUAUACAUGUAUGAUAUACAGAUCAGGAAACUCGGUCUGUAUUGAUUUCAUUUCCAUCUUUUUCUUGCUUUAGCUACAUUUUUAUGUAUUGCUCCACUGUGGUUUCUUUAGCAAAAUAGUGGAAGAGAAUUUCGCUUUCAGCUA